This is a messenger RNA of Fusarium vanettenii 77-13-4, 1470 nucleotides long. RefSeq lists its product as uncharacterized. Lineage: Eukaryota; Fungi; Ascomycota; Sordariomycetes; Hypocreales; Nectriaceae. The record is from RefSeq and is a predicted model, not a curated record. The annotation marks the transcript as partial. The transcript is spliced from 2 exons.
GCAUUUGACAGACACAAGCGUUCCCAUCGUAUCACUGACGAGAGCUGGGAAAGGUUCAAGCCUAUCCUCUGCACUCUUUACAAAUCCUACACUCUCAACAUUGUCAUGGAGUUCAUGAAGAGGCGGUUCAACUUCCACGCGAGCAAGCGCCAAUAUGGUUAUCGUCUUGACAAGUGGGGGGUCAAGAAGUACAACAACUCUGGCGAAAAGAAGAAUUCUAUGAGUGCAAUCGACCAGAUGGAAUUCGACAAUGUUCGGCCGCUCGACACAAGCUCCCGACCGAACUUGUCUAGCAACAUGGCCUCGACGAGUGCCAUCAUCGACGAUACGGACCACGAUGACCACAUUCCUAUGAAACCAAACCCUCGCCAUCGUAUCCGCUACCCUUGGGGGCCUGGGGAUGGUCAGGCGACAACAAAGCUUGCUGCUGACUUUUGCGCGGCCAUGUCUGAUGAUGAGAACGCUUUCCAACUAUAUUCUGGCCUAUACAACUCCCUAUCAAGGUCCAACCAGCCUCACUCUACAACCCAGAUGUUUGUUGCCAUCUCAUGUGCUCGGGUCGCCGAUAAACCAGAGAAUACCCACAAAGCAUGGGAACUGCUGUCUGGCCUCUUAUCUCAGCAAUACGAUGAUGAACCUCACUUCGUCAUGUCGAUGCUCAAAGCAUACUUGCAAGACCGCCUCGAGCAGGCUGAUAAUACGACAGUAAAGCGCCGCACCUGCGCUACCAUUCAGGAAUUUCUUGACGAAACCGGGUCACUGAGGCGUAUCCCUCACAACUAUUCCUCUAUUGACCUGGUGGCCGACUACUUCCUUUUCUAUGGCCUUGACCAGUAUGAGCACUCGCUGAGUGAGAAAGAGGUCUCACCGAACUUCUCGACAGAGCACCUCCUCAACGACUUCAUUAGGAGGCAGCCCUUUGUCGACAUGGUUCGACGAAAUGUCUCGCAGCCCCUUCGCCUCUGUGCGGCAUGGUGUAGUGAACAGCUUCUCAUCAACCACCCGGUUCCCCUGCAGAAUCCCUCGGUCCAGCCCAACCCUACCAUGCGCCACUGGUGGGAUAACACCAGGAUCUUCUGCACUCUCUGGGGCGUUCUUCUGGGCUUGGUCAGACCUGGUUGCGCUCCCGAUUGGUAUAAUCAGUGCGAGUCUGCCUAUGGCAUCUCUGCUUCUGAGCUCCUUGUCACUGUGUCCUGGAUGAUUGGCGCCGAGACCACCCCUUGCGAUUAUACCAUGUCGGAUAGAGACCUCCUCAAGAACGCUGCCGAGCGUGCCCAGAGUCUUUUGGAACUAAAAGAGGGCGAGCUCUUGAUCGAGUUCAUUGACAAGUUUGAGUGGAUGAACGAGCGCGUUGACCUGGUUGACGAAGAAAAGUCGUUUGAGCCCUUUCUCCAAUCACAGCUGCGCCAGUACCUAUCUGAGACUCUCAGGAUCCAGCUCCCCUACCCAGCUCAGAGCCAGAGCCAGAGC